GUGGCGGGUUGCCGUGCGAAACGACUGCAGAUCUUCGCUUCCGAUGUUCGCAGUCAAUCUCAGCUUAGAAACCGUUUAGAAAGACAUAGCUGGUUCAUUCUUGUACACCGCAAGCAAAGUGAAUGAUGGUGAAAGUGGGCUGGUAACGUAAUUUUGCAAUUAAGGGUGGAUGUGUCCGGGUACGGGUUUUCUUCCAUUCGAAGGGUUUUAAUGGUAGCUGUUACCUAACGCUAGAUUUUAUACCAGCAUUUUCUUUCAUGUCACGCUUCUAACGUUACUGUGGGGGAAGAACAUCGCCUUGCUACAAGCAACAUAACAGUCCUUGACUGUCACAUACAUCCGGAUUUCUGCUUUCUCAGUCCACAAAAAAUAUAUAAACUAUGGAUAGAGGGGAUCUUAUUCAGAAGGCCAAGCUGGCGGAGCAGGCUGAGCGCUACGACGACAUGGCAGAGAGCAUGAAGGGGGUUACAGAGAUGGGAGGCGAGCUGUCAAACGAGGAGAGGAACCUGCUGUCCGUCGCCUACAAAAACGUGGUUGGGGCGAGGCGGUCCGCAUGGAGGGUGAUGUCCAGUAUCGUAGUGAAGAACGACGCAGGGUGCGAGAAGAAGCAGCAGAUGGUAAAGGAGUAUCGGGAGAAGGUGGAGAAGGAGCUGAAGGAAAUCUGCAACAACGUUUUGAAACUGCUGGAUGAUUAUUUAAUUAAAAACUCCACAAGUCCCGAGAGCACAGUGUUCUAUCUAAAGAUGAAGGGGGACUACUAUAGAUACCUUGCCGAGGUUGCAACUGGAGAUGAGAAAACAAAGACCGUUGAAAGCUCGCAGCAAGCAUACCAGGAAGCGUCUGACAUCAGCAAUGAAAAGAUGGACUCCACACAUCCCAUCCGCUUGGGCUUGGCGCUUAACUUCUCCGUCUUCUUCUAUGAGAUCAAGAACUCCCCAGAAAAAGCCUGCGAAUUGGCUAAAAAGGCAUUCGAUGAUGCCAUUGCAGAGCUUGACCAGCUAAAUGAGGAGUCUUACAAAGACAGCACUCUCAUCAUGCAGCUCCUCAGAGACAACCUGACAUUAUGGACAUCAGACAACGCUGCUGAAGAGGGCGAUGGUGGAGAAGCAGGAGAGGGCGGCGAGAAUGAGAACUAAAACAAAAAAACAAAAAAAAUCAAGCCCUCAAUGUUGGGUCAUCUCCAAAAACAACAAAAGGAAAAAAAAACUUUUUACACACCUUUCAUUCCUUAUUGCUCCACUCAAACAUUCUCCCAAUGAAACUGAUUGCUGAAAAGAGUCGCGUAAGGAAAUGAGAAAAAAAAUAAAAUAAUUAUGCUUUUCACAAUGUAGAUUGGGACAACUAGUGAAAAGAAAAACCCUCCAUUCCUUUUGAUUUGUGUUCGUCCUGGCCUUCCCAUUUGUGCAGUUUCAGCUAUAGAGAAGUGAUUGAUAGCUUGACAUGAUAUCAGACUCCUAGCUCAAUGUAGAGGCAGAAAAAGUUAAGUCCCAUUGUUGAACAACUGGAAGCCUAAAAUCCCAUCAAUUGGGAACGUUUAGAUAUUUUUUUUUCUGAUAAGAAGUGUUGGAUUUAAAAUAAAUAAAUAGAUUUCCCCAUUCAUUUUCUCUUUUAGUGUCUGUCUCUACAGUUACUUGGUACGGUUACAGCAGCUGAAGUCAAACUUCAAACAGAUUCAAUUUUUCAUACUGCAGGGAAAGCUAGUGCACUUUACAUGCUGGCAACAAAUACUAUAAUUCAGCCAAGUAGUGCCAAUUGGUUAAAUCCUCACUUUCUGCCCUGGUUAUGAUGCCACUCUUUCACUGAAGCAUGCCUGUUUUGUGGGGGUUGGGAGGGGGUGGUGGGACUUGUCUGACCAAAUGCAGGGACCUCUUUUUUUUUUUUGUUUGUUUUUAAAUGGGAAGAAAAUGAUUCUGUCAUGCAUGUCUCUUGAGAUAUUACACUGGAAUGGGAACAAAUGCUGUAACACACAGAAGUCCAGGUGUCAAGUUUAGUAAUUUUCAAUGCAGGUUUGUACACAUCCUACAAGAGGAUGAUUUGUUAGUCUGUCCAGUGAUUGUCAUUAGAGAUUUGGACCACUAUUGUUUUGCUAUUCAUUCAAUUGUAGUCCCCAAAAGCCUUGUGGAACUGUUUGAAUCCCUAUGUAUCCGCUAUGUUAACAUGAAUAAAACAUUUUAUAAACCAA
Molecule: messenger RNA, 2182 nt
Organism: Dicentrarchus labrax (European seabass)
Lineage: Eukaryota; Metazoa; Chordata; Actinopteri; Moronidae
Product: 14-3-3 protein beta/alpha-1-like
Exons: 6
Coding region: 381-1136 (251 amino acids)
Biological process (GO): signal transduction
Cellular component (GO): cytoplasm
Source: RefSeq, a predicted model, not a curated record